This is a messenger RNA of Pocillopora meandrina, 8121 nucleotides long. The record is from the annotation of a GenBank genome assembly. Lineage: Eukaryota; Metazoa; Cnidaria; Anthozoa; Scleractinia; Pocilloporidae.
GUUGUGUGUUCAAAAUAUCUCCUUUCCGUGCGCAGCCUGCGGUGUGUCUGCUUAGCGUAGUCAACGCGAACUGAAUUAUGGGCUACUUCCGAGUACGACCAUAGCAGCGUUUCGACAAUUGACCCUUUGUAGCGCUUGUCUUGGUGGAAUUUAUCGAGAGAUUUUGUGUGGACAUUCGCCAUUUAAGUGUUAAGCUACUUAAGUUUGAUAUGCAGAGCUUUUAACAAUUGUUGUUGGCAAGGUAAGUCUUGUCUCGAUUGAGUAGUUCCGACUGUAAAUUUGAACUCUUCGCUUGUCCAGUGUGAGUUACGCGCAAGCUUUUAACUUUGGUGAAUAUUAAAUUUUGCCCGCUAUCAAGAACGUUUUAAGCUCACCAGGUUUCAUUUUACUGACGAUCACUGUUUUAUGAUGUUUUAAGACUUUGUGGAUCUCGUUGCAGGUGGCCCGAAGGUCUCCAAACAGUGUGAGGUUUACGGUACGUGCUAGCUCAUGGCUGUUGUCAUUUGCAAAGUGUUUUUCCUGGUUGACUAAAUUCCAUGGUAGUAGGUUCUCUGUAUUUAAGGUGGGGAAAUAUUCGAUUAAUUUUCUCAAGUUGUCCAUGGUUGGUAAGAAACUGUAAAUUUGUGACCUGUUCUAGAAUUUCACUUUGUGUCCUCCAACGAGGUUCGAUUUUAUACUAUUAGUAAUUACUUCGAAAGUCUUGUUCCCAUUUGCAGCAGUCGUCUAAAUUUAUGCAAAAUCGAUUGAAGUUUACAUUUGUCGAAUCAUGUAAGACCUCAUCAGUCGCUGUGGAAUUAUCGUUAUCGAUCUUUGUUUGCAAGUAGAUAGCUGUUGUGUUUGAAGGCGUCACAAUUUGUGAUAUUUUUCUUCCGUUUUCCCGCAGGAGAAGACCUCGCCUGAUUGUCGACAAGAUUACUGAAAAUCAGUGAUCAUACAGUUAGCUCGCUUAACCUGUUAAAUUAAAAAACCGAUUAGUAUGGCUGCAAUGGAGGAAGGAAAUGGCGAUAGUAUGUCUACUGAUAGUGGCCAAGCAGUUGGCCUGCAAUAUACUAGUCAGAAGAAUUUUGAAAUUGAGAAGAAAAUCGGAAAAGGACAGUUUAGUGUGGUUUACAAGGCUCGAUGUCUCCUAGACAACUCUAUAGUUGCACUCAAGAAAAUACAGGUGAGCUUAAAUUCGAUCGAUGAUAUUGAGAGACAGAGCUCAUGCUUAGCCCGCGAAUAAUUCUUAACUACGGUUUCAGUUCAUGAUGGGGGGAUUGUUGGGCCUCAUACGCACAGGUAAUUGGUUUGCUGUGCUUGGCGACUGAAGAAUUCGAUUCAGUUCAAGAGAAUUUCGCGAUAAUUGCUUGUGAAGUGAGUUUAGUCGUUGCAUGCAUAGGUUGUCAUUUGUCUGAAAGUAAAUUUUGCUGUGUUUUAAUGUAAACAAGUUUCAUUACUCUGGCAAAGAAUCGGCUUCGAGUUUGCACGACGGGGGCCACUUUUUGAGAUGGCAACCUCCUACAUGCAUAGCACGUAAAUAAUGGCUUUCGUUUGCCCCCAAAUACACCCUGUAACUGAGUGAAGGGAAGUUAUUGAACCAAGGUGCAUCAUGCAACAAUAAAACAAUGAAGAGAAAGGAGAAAACUUAUCUAAAGAUAGUAACACGGAAGCCAGGUGCAAUUUGUUUGCUUAGAGAUAACAUUAGAAAUUUGCAUACAUCUAUUGUCAACCGACGAGUUUUGAACUGUGCCUACUUAUAAUGUAUUGAAAACUGAAGGCAUUAUAUGCAAAAAAAAAAAAAAAAAGUGUUACUUGUAGUGGAAUGUUCAAUAAGAAUAUUCCCACUGAAUUAAUUAUUCUAAGAUUAAGUGUGAACUAUAUUAUUAACUGGCUUGUCCCAACCCUACUCUACUCUGGUUAGGUUAGGUUAGGUGUUGCAGGUGGACUAGAAUUUAAUGCACUUGCAGAUGGUCCAUUUGUUAACAUCUCCCUUACACUCAACUGAAAUUGUUUUUAUUAAUUCUAAAUUUUUUGAAACAGGAGAAUUUUCCAAAUUGAAAACAAGCUGCUAAAUAAACAAAACAAUUUGCCACCUGUUUGUUAUGAUUAUCAAUACUUUUUGCUUUGUUAAGAGUAAAUUUUGGAAGAGAAGUCCUUCUUAUCAAUAAAUUAUUAGACCUCUGUACAACGAUAAUGUUCUGAUUGGUUAUUUCAUUUUUGCAUGUGGAACAUGAUGUCAAACUUGUCAAAAUUUUAUUGAGGGUAAGGGAAAAGAAUAUGUUUUUGAGAUCUAGUCAAGUAAAAUGAUUUUGGCAAGUUAUUUUCAUGCUAUUCCUGAAAAUCUGUUGAUACCUCCAUCUUAACUCCUUGACAAGGGAAUCUUAAAAUAGUUGUGUACAAUUUAUUGUAGUGUACUUAUUAAUUUUGGCAUAUUUAAUUUAUAUUCCAACUUCUCAACCAGUUCUAACUGAUAUUUCCGGUUUUUAUAUAAAUUUAUUUUUAAUGUUAUCUUCUUGAGAUCUUUGAAAUGAUGGAUGCAAAAGCAAGACAAGAUUGUAUAAAGGAGAUAAAGUUACUUCAGGUAAACAUUUUGUCCAGAGCAUUGCUUCCCAUGAAUAUAUUUGAUUCUUCAUAUGCUUUGUAAAGUGUGGGUUGAGUUUGUUGAUGGUUUUGUUCCUGUUUGAGGUUUUUAAGGGUGUCUGUGGCUAAAUCAGCAUUAAUUUGACAUAACAAGUUUAGGUAGGAAAUGCCUAAAUUCUACAUAUUAGGGUUAAGGACACCUUAUUACUCCAACACAUUAGUUUGUUUGUGGAACACAAAAUUCAGCAUGGAAAUUCUAGUUUCCCACAUUACUCUUCUUGCAACUUCAAAACCAUAGCAGGGUAGCAGGUAGACCUAUCCACAUGUAGUGGGCCUAUUGGUUGCCUGCAGCUUGUUCACAACAUCAUGAGAUUCAGACAACUGACUAGUCCAAGUUGGUUGCCUUCAAAGAAUGAUGAAGCAACAUGAAUGAAGACCUUAGAAUGCAGGAACAGGGUCACUUGGGAGACAUGAAUUCAGAAUUUAAAAUUUCUUAAGGAACAUACCUCUUCACUCCUUUAGGUUCAGAAUGCUCUUUAACUUAAUCAGAAAAUAAUGCCCAUCAUUGUCUAAAAUUACUUAAAUGUACCUUCUUGUGCACAAAUUUGAUACCCUUGGUUUUCUUCUUUCAGCAAUUAAACCAUCCCAAUGUUAUCAAAUAUUUGGCUUCUUUUAUAGAGAAUAAUGAGGUAUGUUGUUAUAUAUUGAUUCUUUUUGUGUCCUGUGUGUCAAUAAAACUUGUAGUGUGCAGCUCUGAGCUUAUUGUUCCUUUCCUAAAGUAAAAUGUGUGCAUGAUAGAUCAGCACUAGCAGUGCAUGAGAACAAGAGGUAGUUGUAUUUCAGUUUUAGUCUUAAAGAAAAAAAGGUAGAAAAUCAGAUUACAAUUUUUGUAUCUGAUUAUUCCUUACUCAAUCAUGUAAGAGUCAAGUAAUCUUACUUUUUUUAUUGCACUCUCCACAGCUUGUUAUAGUAUUAGAAUUAGCAGAUGCAGGAGAUUUAUCAAGAAUGAUAAAGGUAUGACUUACACAUACACAGUAUUGUGCAAAAGUAAUGCAAACAGAAAUUGCAGAAUUUCAUUUCUUGUUCUUUUGAAAUUUCAUUGAACUUUCUUGCAAAAGUUGGUAUAAAGAUACUCACCUGCAACUCAUGUCAUUUUGCAAUAACAAAGAGCAAUAUUUCUUCAAAUUUUUCUCAUGCUGGCCUUUGUUCACUUGGGAAAAUGUAAAACAAUUCUCUGUAUGGUACAACUUUCACAUGUACAUAUACAUGUACUGGUAUUUAUAUUAUUGAUAUUGAUAACAGGAUUGCAUGUCAGCCAAUCCAGUCUUUAAUCAUACAAAUGAUUAACAGACAGAAUUGGAUGGCUCAAAGUACUGUUACUAAUUAGUUAAGACUGUAUUUGAUAUGGCAUUUGACAAAAUACCUUCACUUAAAUGUCUUUGUUGAUAAAACAUAACAGUUGACUUUUUUCCUUGAGAAAAUGGAUGUAAUUAUACACAGGGUACCUGUGUUCUCCCUUACUUUUUAAGCAUUAAACUGGUGGAGCAUUCCUUUUACUUGCUGACUUUUCAAGAAAUUUUCAGCAGUAAUAAUGAGUACUUUGGGUGGUAAAUUUUUACUGAUUACCGCCUGAACAGGAAAACACACAGAGUUAUACAGCCAUGAGCCUUAUUUUGCCUAUUACUUUGUUCAUUUAACAAGUUUGACACAUACAUAGUCCGAUCAGUUCUCAAAUUUGGCUGCUUAUAGCCAAUCAUGUUCAAAAAUGUUGUUUCUACAGCAUUUUUAUAAAUAACAAUACCUUGAGAUCUAACUUUUUAAAUUAAUUUAUUCCCUUAAGUGAAUACUAAAGCCCUAAAAGCAUGAAAAAAAAAGAUGUAAUAGGAAUUUAAAAAACAUGGCAAAUUAAAAAAAACUUCUUGUUAGGGUUAAAAAAAGAAGCCAUGAUAAAUGUUUUCUUGUGUUGAUAUUCAUAAUUAAUUGAGAUAUAUAUAUAUUUUUUUAUUAAAAUAGCAUUUCAAAAAACAGGACAGACUGAUUCCAGAAAGGACAGUUUGGUAAGUGUCCCAGCCUCAUAUUUGACUGUAAACAUCAAAAGGAGCAGUUACCUUUAAAGAGCCUGCCUGCCUGUUUAUCCUAAACACAUGUAGCACUCACUGUGUUAUGUGUGUUUUGAGCUGACUGUUUCUGUGGGUGUUGAUGAAGGGUAGCAGAGACUGACAGAAUACAUGUGAAACUGAUGAGAGUGGUAGUAAUAAACAUGUGCCUUUUGGCUGUUAUUUAGAAAACAUUCAAGUAAUUGUGGCCAAAAUGAUUGAGAAUCUUUCUUAUCAAACUAGCUCCUCACUCAUCUGAAUCUAAGAUGAAAGAAUUUUGACACUUUUUCAAUAUCUUGUUUAUGUUAUCAACUUGUUUUUCUAGGUUAUUAAGAAUAGGGGAGAAACCUUUCCAAGGCUGAAUUUGGCAUGUUACUUAUCAUUUAUGUGCACAUUUAACACAAAACUUAGAUAUUUUUGGUGUUGGAAUUUCAGAUCUUUAAAUGCUAUCAUUUUAUCAUUGGACAUUUCAGGAAAUACUUUGUUCAACUGACUGCAGCUCUGGAGCACAUGCAUUCGAGACGUGUCAUGCACAGAGGUUGGUGAACUUAUUAACUGCACUUGAACUUUCUGCUGCAUCAUUUUUGUACUGUAGCUUGAGGCAUACUUGGCUCUCUGCAAGGGGAAAUCCCCAUCCCACGAGGCUGCCCUACUAUGAUCAAGACUGUUCACAUGAUGACUCCUACUUGAGCUUUCCAAUUGUCAGUCAUUGACGACAGCUUAAAAAUAAGCACCCUCAGUUACUCCCACUUCUGUGAAUAUUUGAUUACUGUAACACUUACAAGCCCACAAAUUGAGUUUUACACAAUGCUGCCUCUAGUCAGGAGGAUUAUUUUUUUCAUUUAAUUAAGUUUCAAAUUUGUUGGCUCUUCAGAGAAGGGUCAGUUUGGUGACACUGUUCUGGUGGCCUUUAUGAGUCUAGCCUUUCAAAUGUUAACACACUUCUUUACAGACAUCAAGCCUGCCAAUGUCUUUAUAACUGCAUCUGGUGUGGUAAAGCUUGGUGACCUUGGUCUGGGAAGAUACUUUAGUUCCAAGACUACUGCUGCACAUUCUUUAGGUGAUGAAAAUAUACCUAUUAAUAAUAUUAUUAACUUAGCUGUGCAAAGCCUCCAAGAUAAUAACAUUUAUUUGACUUUAGACACAUUGGCUCAUUAUAUUACGGUAAAGUUACAUUUACUAUGACACAAGUCCACUCCAAGGACACAAAGAACCUCUGUUUGAGGCUUACAAGGGACAAUUGAAGUAAUAUAAUAACAGAAAUCCACACAUCCAGAGCCCAGUUGUUCCAAGGCUAAUCAGUGCAAGCCCUAUCUAUUUUCCUCUUUUUGAAAGCCAUAAUUUCCCCUAUUCUUUUAAGUGCAUUUAAUCACCAAAUUGUACACAAAUGGACUUGAACUUAAUUUUCUUAUAAAACUUUCAGAUCUGAAAUCAAAUUUAACACUAACCCUGGGUUAUCUCAACCCUUGAACAACCCAGUCUGGAAACCCAAGCUGAACUCAAAUUUGCAGGGUUAAAAUUGUAGUGAUUGUAAUUGUAGUGAAGUUCCCAGCCUUUGUGCAAAUUGAACAUUAAUACAUGUACAAAAUAACAGUAAUCAAUAGCCAUGAGCUUGGCUGUUGUAGUGAUAGCAAUAUAAUACCCAUGUUAGUGGGAAUGCACAAGUUAGCCAGCAAAACUGGUAGAAUCUUUUAGAUACUGAUGUGAUUUUUCAUUGUCAGUGGGGACACCUUAUUACAUGUCACCAGAGAGGAUACAUGAAACUGGAUAUAAUUUCAAGUCUGAUAUUUGGUCUCUGGGUUGUCUUUUAUAUGAGGUUAGUAACACUGGCUUAGGAUACCAGAGGGUGAAGAGAAUGCUGUCAAAUUAUCUUUGAGGGUAUUAUUUGGCAAUGUCGACAUAGCAUGAGUUGAAUAAUAGUUUAUGCAAGGUGUUAAUCAGAGAGAAAGUGUUAUCAUAAAAUAAUUUGUGGUCUUCUUUGUACAAAUUGCUUUGAUAGAUGGCUGCCCUCCAGUCACCUUUCUACGGUGACAAAAUGAACCUGUAUUCACUGUGUAAGAAGAUAGAAUCUUGUGAUUACCCCCCUUUGCCAGCAGAACAUUACUCUGAAAAGGUAAUACAAGUUAGCAUGUUUUGUACAGUUGAACUCCUUUCUUGGCAAACUUUUCUUUUUGCCAAAGUAUGAAAUAUGGUGUGUGGGAGAUGCAUGAACCGAACAGUUUGCAAGCUGGACUUGGGAUGGAGAGAACCUGGCCGGGGUAUUGUGUUGUGUCCCAGGGCAGGACAAUUAAUUGUCACUGUUCUUUGCUCCAUUCAGGAGUAUAAAUGGGUGGUAUUGAGCUGUCAGGAAAGCCUGACAAAAUGCUGGGGGGGGGGGGGAAGGUGACCUGCAAUGAACUUGCAUAUUAUCCAGGGGAAGUUGCAACACUCCUAGUGGUUUCAUGGGAGACUGGAAUGAACUUUGCAACUUGAGGUCCCCUUGACUCAAGUGCAGACUUUAUAUUUUUCUUUUACUAAUUGAGAUAAUUUUGUGUGCAUUGUUGCAGUUGCGUGAUUUAGUGAGCCGGUGUAUUAAAUCUGACCCAGACCAGAGGCCAGGUAUCACAAAAGUCAAUGAAGUGGCACAAAUGAUGCAUGCAGGCAAUCUUCACCAGUUCCCCUCUUCCCCCCAAAUGAAACAAUAAUUUAAAGAAACUUGAUGUGUAAUAUCAGUGAUACACUGAGUAAUUUAUUACAAAUAUUAAUGCCCAAAAAUUCUUGGUUGAUUGUGCCUUGUAACAUAUCUUAAUCUUAAGAAAUUGAUUGAAAAUAAAGAAAUUCCAAUCUAAAGAGAGAAACCUGGAGAUGAAUAUGGAUGGUCAAAGAUUUAAAACUUCAAAAUUCCAACUGAUCUUCUAACCAUAGAGUGAUGUUUGGGUUUCCACGUCCUUUUAAUUGCCUUAACUUAAGAACUUUUCUCAGUGGAUACAAUGUAAUCGGUUUUCAAACAUUCAAUUCACAGUGAACUGCAUGCAAAAUUGAAUUUCAUGGAGAGAAAUUGAAUAAUUAUGGCAACACUUCAUUGCACAGAUGCAUGAACUUAUUUAUUCAUACUGCAGAAAUAAUCAACUGCAAUUUUGCACCUCUACAUUUUGUAGUUUUUUUUGUAUUCUGUUGAAAAGGAUAGUGAAGUUGCCUGAGACUCCAUUAGGGAUGAUAAAAUGUUGUAACUUUUCAAGUAUUUUAUAAAUUACUUUCUGGAUUUUCACAACAAGAAUUAUUUUAUAGAGAUCUUCUUACUACUGAAGUCUCAAGUUUAAAUAUUGUUUGUGACCCUUUCAAAUUUCACUUUAUUCUAAGAUCCUCUUAGUGUGUAAAAUGCAAAUGACAUUAGGUUGUGUAAUAUAGUUUCAGGGUGUGCUUAAAAAUAAUAACUUUAGCACUUCACAGAGGUGAUAGAACUUGUGUCUCUCAAAAUGGCAACUCU